Molecule: messenger RNA, 1446 nt
Organism: Suillus plorans
Lineage: Eukaryota; Fungi; Basidiomycota; Agaricomycetes; Boletales; Suillaceae
Product: P-loop containing nucleoside triphosphate hydrolase protein
Exons: 4
Coding region: 1-1446 (481 amino acids)
Biological process (GO): tRNA wobble uridine modification; tRNA methylation
Cellular component (GO): cytoplasm
Molecular function (GO): GTP binding
Source: RefSeq, a predicted model, not a curated record
AUGUCACCCUCUCCUACGAGACCAUCGACCUCCCACACCUCAGAUCAGAGUGUAGUUGGCUGCAAAUACAUUGAAUUCGAAGAAGCUUCACGUCGCAAAGACACUUGCAAUGUUAUCAUUUUUGGACAAACGGGCGCUGGCAAAAGUUCCUUGGUCAACCUGAUUACCAAGACGCAGAAGGUGCCAACAUCCCCCGACGCCGAGGGAUGUACAAGGCAAACCACCGUGUACGAGCAUGAUGUUGUGACUCAGAACAAGACCAUAAAGGUACAACUGUUCGACACGGCCGGUCUUGACGAGGGCUCUCAGGGGACUGUCCCUAAUCCACAAGCUGAGAAUGCUUUGAAGAAACUCUUUCAAACUCUUCCGAAGAUACAUAUCCUCAUGUACUGUGUGCAGGGCACAAAGGACGCCUCGGCGCUCCGGCGCAACUACAAGUUAUUGUCCGAAGUCAAGGGAAAUGUCCCCGUCGUCCUUAUUGUUACGGGACUGGAACAACGAGAACCGGGAAUGGAAGAGUGGUGGAGGAAUAACGAGAGAUCCAUCUCAGACCUCCGGAUGAAUUUUGCUGGUCACGCGUGUAUUACCGCGUUGACCAUUAAUGAAGGUGAUACAAAUAAGAUUAAGCAGCGCCGCGAACAGUCAUACCGUGCUGUCUGCGACCUGAUCGAACAGUGUUGCCCAAUAAAGAAUAUCGUACUUUUUGGAGCGAGCGGAGUGGGCAAAAGCUCAGUCGUGAACCUCAUGGCUGGAAAGGAAGUAGCGAAGACAUCUCUUGGCAUGAAAAGCUGCACACUCCAUUGGCAAGACUACGCCAUCGACUUCGAUGGGGAGUCUUAUAAGGUGUUCGAUACCGUUGGACUCGAGGAACCGCAGCUUGGAAUCAAAGACUACCUCAUUUCUGUCGAAAACGCCUACCGCCUGGUCAAGGAAUUGGACAGGCAAGGCGGCAUUGAUCUACUUCUGUUCUGCAUUCGCGCCGGCAGAGUGACCGCUACUCUUCAGAGCAACUACCGACUCUUUCACGAAUUCCUCUGCGAGAAGAAGGUUCCCGUUGUCCUUGCGAUCACAAACCUCGAAAGAGAGCAGAGGAUGGAGGACUGGUGGGACCAGGAACAUAAUAACUUUAACAGAUAUCAGAUCCAAGUCGCUGGUCACGCGUGCAUCACUGCCGCUAAUGGACUGCAGGCUGGCACACAGAUGGCAGACCACUAUGAAGAAUCGCGUGUCAUAAUCCGUGAGCUCGUCAAACGCUUUGCUGCUGAUGGGCAGAAGCAAGCAUGGAUAGGAGGGCAUAACCUGUUCGUCUCGUUAAUGCGCAGGCUAAAGGAGCUACUUACAGGGGGUUCGCAUCUGACGCGUAAGGAUCUUGUUCCUCAUCUCACGAAGCGUUGCGGGAUAUCUCCAGAUGUCGCAAAAGAGUUGGCUAAUAUGAUCAAGCACUGA